AUGUUGUUGCAACUUAAAUUUGGCAUUGCAUCAUUUGUCAGAAACUAUUCCACCAAAGUUAGUCCUAAACUUCCCUUUAAAAAACCCCAAAUCACCAAUGCCACUAAACCCAGAAUCUCUGAAUCUAAUUCCACCAAAGUUAGUCCUAAACUUCCCUUUAAAAACCCCCAAAUCACCAAUGCCAGUAAACCCAGAAUCUCUGAAUCUAAUUCCACCAAAGUUAGUCCUAAACUUCCCUUUAAAAACCCCCAAAUCACCAAUGCCAGUAAACCCAUAAUCUCUGAAUCCAUCGAAAUGCAAUGGACUGAUCAGCAAUUGCAAGUUUUCGAAGCUAUUGAGCGCCGUCAGUCGGUUUUUGUUACCGGGUCUGCUGGCACUGGCAAAACCAUGUUAGUUCAGGAAUUGAUUAAGUUACUUAGGAAAAUUUAUGGGAAAAGAAAUGUUAGUGUGACUGCCCCAACAGGGGUUGUGGCCUGUGCACUUGGGGGUCAGACCCUACACUCAUUUGCUGGUGUUGGCCUUGCUGAGGCUGAUGCUGAGACUUUGCUGUCUAGGGUUUUGGAUAAUCGUACGGUUAUUAAAAGGUGGAAGACGAUUAAAGCAUUGGUGAUUGAUGAGAUUAGUAUGGUAGAAGGGGAGCUUUUUGAUAAGCUUGAAUACAUUGCUAGAACUAUUAGAGAGAUAGAUGAGCCGUGGGGCGGUAUUCAGCUUGUAGUUAGUGGCGAUUUCUUGCAGUUACCACCAGUAAAUGUUGGUAAGAGUUCUGAUAAUCGAAAGGAAUUCGCAUUCGAAGCAGAUUCUUGGGACAGUUCGUUUCAGUUAGAAGUAGGUCUGAAAACAGUCUUCAGGCAAUCUGACCCAGAACUUAUUAAACUGCUUCAGGGUAUAAGGACAGGGGAGUUAGAUGCUGAAGGUCUCGAGCUGCUUCAGCAACGUCGUUGUUUCGAAGAGCCUGAUGAGACGGUUGUGAGAUUAUUUCCAAGAAUAGCAGAUGUUAAUCGAGUGAAUGAUAUGAGAUUGAAAGGGUUGGGAGAAGAAACUAUUGUUUAUGAAGCCUUUGAUAAAGGGGAUAAACCUUGGAUUGAUCAAUUGAAUCGUGGAAUGGCACCCACUAAACUGCAGCUUUGUGUAGGUGCAAGGGUGAUGCUAUUACAGAACUUAAAUGUGAAGGGCAGAUUGGUGAAUGGUGCUACUGGUACAAUUAUAGGUUUUAAAAAGUCAUGUAAGAGCGACAUUGCAAAGAUAUGUGAACAUAAACUGUUACCAAUUGUGAAAUUCGACUCUGGGUGUGACAAGGAGAUAGGUACUCAUACAUGGAGUGUAAUGGUGGGAGAUAGAGCGCGUGCGACACGGUUGCAGUUACCUCUUAUGUUGGCAUGGGCGAUGAGUAUUCAUAAAUCCCAAGGCGUGACUUUGGACAGGCUUCACACUAAUCUCUCACAGGCUUUUGGUUACGGAAUGAUUUACGUUGCUCUUUCCCGUUUAAGAAGCUUGGAUGGUCUUUCUUUCUCUUCUGCCCUAAACCCUUCAAAAAUUAUGGCCCAUCCCAAGGUUUUAGAGUAUUAUAGAAAUCAUUUCUUGUGA
Messenger RNA from Spinacia oleracea (spinach), 1584 nucleotides. RefSeq names its product ATP-dependent DNA helicase PIF1. Gene Ontology annotation, molecular function: ATP hydrolysis activity; DNA helicase activity. Gene Ontology annotation, biological process: telomere maintenance; DNA repair. The transcript has a single exon. NCBI's taxonomy places the organism in Eukaryota, Viridiplantae, Streptophyta, Magnoliopsida, Caryophyllales, Amaranthaceae. The record is from RefSeq and is a predicted model, not a curated record. Bases 1 to 1584 code for a protein of 527 amino acids.